Molecule: messenger RNA, 1843 nt
Organism: Lycium ferocissimum
Lineage: Eukaryota; Viridiplantae; Streptophyta; Magnoliopsida; Solanales; Solanaceae
Product: 3-ketoacyl-CoA synthase 10
Exons: 4
Coding region: 30-1643 (537 amino acids)
Biological process (GO): fatty acid biosynthetic process
Cellular component (GO): membrane
Molecular function (GO): acyltransferase activity, transferring groups other than amino-acyl groups
Source: RefSeq, a predicted model, not a curated record
AAAACAAUAGUUACGUCUCAAUUCCAAAUAUGGCUGGAGAAGAACAUCUCCUAUCGACGGAGAUUGUGAACCGUGGGAUAUCGGACGGGGGAUCUCAAACGUUCUCCAUUAGGGUACGGAGGCGUUUGCCGGACUUUUUGCAGUCAGUGAACCUAAAAUAUGUGAAAUUAGGGUACCAUUACUUGAUAAAACAUGGGAUAUAUUUGGCCAUAGUGCCAAUGUUGGUGUUGGUUUUCAGUGCUGAAGUUGGCAACCUAAGUAGAGAGGAGUUGGGGAGAAAAUUUUGGGAUACCACAACUGGUUAUGAUUUGGCUACGGUGUUAUCAUUUGUGGCACUUUUUGUGUUCACUCUCUCUCUUUACAUGAUGUCUAAGCCAAGACCUAUUUACCUUCUUGAUUUUGCAUGUUACAAGCCAAGUGACGACCUUAAGGUAACAAAGGAACAAUUCAUUGAACUAGCACGAAAAUCAGGCAAAUUCGACGAGCCAAGUCUCGAAUUUCAAAAAAGAGUUCUAGAAUCUUCUGGAAUCGGCAACGAGACUUACGUCCCAAAAUCCAUUGGGUCCUCGGAAAACACCGCCACCAUGAAAGAAGGCCGAGCCGAGGCAUCAACUGUCAUGUUCGGAGCACUCGACGAACUAUUCGAGAAGACGAAAAUUCGUCCAAAAGACGUCGGAGUAUUGGUGGUGAAUUGCAGCAUUUUCAACCCAACACCAUCACUUUCAGCCAUGAUAAUAAAUCACUAUAAAAUGAGAGGAAAUAUUCUUAGUUUUAACUUAGGUGGAAUGGGUUGUAGUGCUGGGAUUAUAGCAUUGGAUUUGGCACGUGACAUGUUACAAGCUAACCCGAAUAAUUAUGCGGUGGUGGUUAGUGCUGAGAUGGUGGGAUAUAACUGGUACCCCGGUAAAGAAAGGUCUAUGCUUAUCCCCAAUUGCUUUUUUCGGAUGGGUUGCUCCGCCCUUCUCCUCUCUAAUCGCCGUCGCGACUACCACCGUGCUAAGUACAGCCUCGAGCACAUCGUGAGGACACAUAAAGCUUCCAAUGAUCGGGCAUUCAGGUGCAUUUAUCAAGAAGAAGAUAGCCAACGUUACAAGGGGCUAAAGAUAAGCAAAGAUUUAGUAGAAGUUGGAGGAGACGCAUUGAAGACCAACAUUACCACAUUAGGCCCUUUGGUUCUACCUUUAUCAGAACAACUCUUCUUCUUUGGAAACUUAGUUUGGAGGCACUUAUUUGGCAAUAAAAAUGCCAAAGGAAAUAAUAAUGACAAUUCACAGCUAGCCAAUAAUAAGCCCUAUAUUCCAGACUACAAACUUGCCUUUGAGCACUUUUGUGUGUAUGCAGCCAGCAAAACUGUUCUUGAUGAGCUUCAAAGGAACUUAGAGUUGAGUGAGAAGAAUAUGGAAGCUUCUCGAGCCACACUUCAUCGAUUUGGUAAUACAUCUAGUAGCAGCAUUUGGUACGAGUUGGCUUAUUUGGAGGCGAAGGAGAAAAUUACAAGAGGCGACCGUGUGUGGCAAAUUGCUUUUGGAUCGGGUUUUAAGUGUAACAGUGCUGUUUGGAAAGCCAUUCGACGUGUUAAAAAGCCUUCAACAAAUCCUUGGCUUGAUUGCGUUGAUAGGUACCCUCAGUCUCUCACACAAUAAACAUGGGUUUUCGUGGAAGAUUUGAAAUUAAAAGAUGGGAUGAAUGACUAUAUAAAUGUGUAGUCAAGAACAUUGGUAUUAUUAUAAAUUAAGUUGAUUGAUGGAAGGGUACUUAUUUAAUUAGAAUCUUGACCUUAUCUAUAUUGUCACUAAAUUGGUGGUCCAAGUUUAACAAGCAUAUAUAGGUCCUUACCAAAACU